UGUGUAUGUGUGUGUGUGUGGUCAGUCGGCCAGAUGUUGCCACAACAUCUCAGUGGUUAGCUCCGAUUGUAUGGGAGGAUACAUUUGACCUGACAGUGAUUGACGCCAUCUACAAACAACAGAAUAUCACCGUGGCAACCAUCGUCUUCGCUCUGGGCAAGUAUGUGCGUUUCCUGAAGGACCUCCUAGAGUCUGCGGAGCAGCACUUCAUGGUGGGCUACCGAGUGCAUUAUUACAUCAUUACAGAUCUCCCGGAUGAGGUUCCCGCAGUAACACUGGGUGAGGGGCGUCAGCUGACCGUGAUAAAAACAGCAACCUUGAACCGUUGGCAGGAAAUCUUGCUACGCAGGAUGGAGAUGAUUGAGAAUCUCAUCCAAUACGAACUCCUCAACAAGGCAGACUACAUUUUCAGCCUCGACGUCGACUCCAAAUUCUAUGCUCACUGGGGGGCGGAGUCUCUGGGUGACCUUGUCGGCGCGCUGCAUGCCUGGUUUUUUGGAAGUUCUCGGGAACAGUUCACGUAUGAGCGGCGUCCCGAAUCUCAGGCUUACAUCCCUUUAGACGAAGGAGACUAUUACUACAUAGGGGCCGUGAUCGGAGGACGCCCCGAAAAAGUGCUCAAGCUGGUGAAGACGUGCCGCAUGCAGCUGGAUGUGGACCGAGCCAAUAAGAUCGAAGCGGUUUGGCAGGAAGAGUCUCACCUGAAUAAGUACUUCCUGUACAACAAACCCACCAAGUUGCUCUCACCUGAAUACGUGUGGGAUGACCGAAAACAGAAACCCAGCUUCAUGAAAGUGGUGCGUUUCUCACAGGUGGUCAAGAACUACGCUGAGAUUCGACCCAACCCUUAAUGCACAGCAAUAUUGAAUAAAUGAA
Tachysurus vachellii is the source of this 876-nucleotide messenger RNA. Its product is annotated as histo-blood group ABO system transferase-like. Gene Ontology annotation, molecular function: hexosyltransferase activity. Gene Ontology annotation, cellular component: membrane; Golgi apparatus; vesicle. NCBI's taxonomy places the organism in Eukaryota, Metazoa, Chordata, Actinopteri, Siluriformes, Bagridae. The record is from RefSeq and is a predicted model, not a curated record. The transcript has 2 exons. The coding region runs from base 6 to 851 and encodes 281 amino acids. Gene Ontology annotation, biological process: carbohydrate metabolic process.